Paraphaeosphaeria sporulosa is the source of this 579-nucleotide messenger RNA. RefSeq lists its product as uncharacterized. The transcript has 2 exons. The record is from RefSeq and is a predicted model, not a curated record. Lineage: Eukaryota; Fungi; Ascomycota; Dothideomycetes; Pleosporales; Didymosphaeriaceae. The annotation marks the transcript as partial.
AAUUCGGAAACGAACGUAACUGCGACGCAUGAAAGUACCGAAGAAGUUGUGGAGAGAAGCCCAGCGCAACAGCAUAUAGGAAAUAUCGAAAGAAGGACAGGAGAGACGGUAAAAAGAGACGCAGGGCGGUGGAGCAGAUUCUGGGGGGAAUGGGGGAGUGUAGAACUAGAGAACAAGGGCAGUGUUGCUAGGUACUAUCUGGCCCUAGAACGUACUUUUCUAGCCUGGCUCCGUACAUCGCUUUCUCUUGCGUCCAUUGGUGUAGCGAUAACCCAACUCUUCCGUCUAAACUGUUCCCUGGAAUUCGACACCUCCAAAAAACCCACAAACGCCACCGCGGACUCGCGAACGCACUCGCAAUACGAGAUGCGACGUCUAGGAAAGUCGUUAGGUACAGCAUUCAUUGGAGUCAGCAUCUUGAUGCUCUUUGUUGGAUUCCACCGGUAUUUCGAGGCACAACAUUAUGUGAUCCAAGGAAAAUUCCCGGCUUCGAGAGGUAGUAUUAUUGUCGGCUCGGCAUUAGUAGUAGGACUUAUUGUAGGUAGCUUAGCAGCGAUCUUUGCCGCAGGUGCUGCGUAA